Messenger RNA from Cajanus cajan (pigeon pea), 2102 nucleotides. It is a transcript of the gene NYC1, whose product is annotated as NAD(P)-binding Rossmann-fold superfamily protein. Gene Ontology annotation, biological process: chlorophyll catabolic process; PSII associated light-harvesting complex II catabolic process. Gene Ontology annotation, molecular function: chlorophyll(ide) b reductase activity. The record is from RefSeq and is a predicted model, not a curated record. Lineage: Eukaryota; Viridiplantae; Streptophyta; Magnoliopsida; Fabales; Fabaceae.
UCAGAAGAUUACAAAAACAUAACUUUCAGUUUUCACCCAAAAGAUAACAAUAAAUAAAGCAACAAGGUACUCAAAUUCCGCAGUCUUCACCGAACAUUUUCAUUUCCAUGAACCUUGCAUCUACCAAAAGAUUAUCACAUCCAUGGCCACAGUUGUGAAGCUCCACGUUUUCCCAGAAAGUUUGAGCCAACACAAAACGAAGUUGCUUAGGGGUCUUGGCUCGUGCCCUUCACCUGGGGUGCUGGGUUUUGGCCGUAAUUGUGGUGGGUUUUAUGUGAAAGAAUGUAGGGCUUUUAGGACAGAUGAUGGUGGGGAUGCGAAGGAGAAAAAGUUUCGAACUUUGAAGAAGAAUGAGGUCAAACUCGAAAGGGAAAGUGGGUUUUGGAGUUCCUUAAGGUCUAUCUUGUUGAGGAAUUUAAUGGUUGGUUCAAAAUCAGAUGAUGAGUAUCGCCAAGCUGUGGUGAGGGUGGAGGAGGUGCUGUCCUCAAUUGCCAUUCAAAUUGGAAGGUAUAUUGUGACCAUGAUGAGCACUGGGGUCAUUCUUUCAAUUGGAUUUCAGAUGUCAGGUGGAGAUAGUCAGAUGGAUGCAUUGAUAUGGUAUAGUUGGUUAGGAGGAAUAAUCAUUGGGACAAUGAUAGGGGCUAACAUGGUGUUGGAGGAACAUUGUCGUGCCGGUCCACGCAAUGUUGUCAUAACAGGGAGUACCAGGGGAUUGGGUAAAGCCUUAGCUCGAGAAUUUCUUCUUUCUGGAGAUCGUGUGGUUGUUACCUCUCGCAGUCCUGAGUCUGUGCAAGCAACUAUCAAAGAGCUUGAGGAAAAUCUAAAGGAAGGGAUUGCCAAUGCAGUUGGCUCAUCUCUCACAAAGCUUUCUCAGGCAAAAGUGGUAGGCAUUGCUUGUGAUGUUUGUGAGCCUUAUGAUGUGCAGAGAUUGGCUAACUUUGCUGUCAAAGAACUUGGUCAUGUUGACAUUUGGAUAAAUAAUGCUGGAACAAAUAAAGGUUUUAGACCAUUGCUUCAGUUUAGUGAUGAAGAUAUUAAACAGAUUGUCUCAACAAAUUUGGUCGGAUCUAUCCUUUGCACACGAGAAGCCAUGCGUAUUAUGAGAAACCAAACUAAAGCAGGUCAUGUAUUUAAUAUGGACGGUGCGGGUUCUGGAGGCUCUAGCACACCUUUGACUGCUGUAUAUGGUUCUACAAAGUGUGGCCUUAGGCAACUUCAAGGAUCACUAUUAAAGGAAUGCAAGCGCUCCAAAGUAGGUGUCCAUACUGCAUCUCCUGGCAUGGUUCUCACAGAUCUGCUUUUAAGUGGCUCAACUGUCCAAAAUAGGCAAAUGUUUAACAUCAUCUGUGAGCUUCCUGAAACUGUUGCUAGAACAUUAGUUCCACGGAUGCGGGUUGUUAAGGGAACGGGCAAAGCCAUCAAUUACUUGACCCCUCCCAGAAUCUUACUUGCUUUGGUAACUGCUUGGUUACGGCGGGGUCGCUGGUUUGAUGAUCAGGGACGAGCAUUGUAUGCAGCUGAAGCAGAUCGGCUCCGUAAUUGGGCCGAAGAUCGGGCCCGGUUUUCUUUCACUGAUGCAAUGGAAAUGUACACAGAAAACACUUGGUUAUCAGUAUUCUCACUUUCAGUUGUCUGUGCCUUCAUAAUUCUUUCCAGCACAGGCAACACUUUGCCUGGAACAUGAUGUCUUGCUGCCAAUGCACGAGUGCAUCUGCUUUCUGUGGACAGGCAAAAUUGGUGCCUGAAAUCAUCAAGACAACAAAUGCAUCCAAAUCUAAACCUAAAUCAUAAACAAAGUGGAUCUGUUGUUUUUUUCCCACCAUGUCCACCUAAACAAUUAUCCUUUGACACACUUAGUUGUUUGUGACAUUUAGCUCGGACAUUUGGUUCCCCAUCUACUAUGUAUAGGCUGUUCUUCAAUCAAGCAUUCUUCAUUUAGAUGCUUAUAGUCAUAGUGUGUUACUAUGUAUAGCCUUCAUUGAAUUGUAGACUAGUGAAAUCUCAUAUUUUCUACCCAAUAUAUUUAUUUGAAUGUAUGUUUAUCAGGGAGCUUGAAUAUGAAAUUUAUAUUGGACAUUGGACAGCUCGUGUUUAAUGUUAUA